Molecule: messenger RNA, 507 nt
Organism: Trichoderma harzianum CBS 226.95
Lineage: Eukaryota; Fungi; Ascomycota; Sordariomycetes; Hypocreales; Hypocreaceae
Exons: 2
Coding region: 1-507 (168 amino acids)
Source: RefSeq, a predicted model, not a curated record
AUGGACAAGAGUGGCCUUCCAAGGGAUUCCAUUCGACGCCGCCGAUGCGCCAACCAGGUGACGACGGCCAGCCCCAGUGAAAAAGCCGUGCCAGAGCACCCAAGCCACGCUCUCCUGACUGGAUGGAUGAUGGGCAGCCACUUUGGAGAGCCAGAGCUUGUCACCUUGGCGGAGGAGAGAGGCUUCAACCAUUGCCACCGCUUACUAUCACCAAUUCGCUCAGCUAUACGACUCAGGAUGGAAAACUACGAUAAGCCGUUUCCCAAGGAUCUAGACGGUCCGCCGGGCGGGAAGAGCUCGUCAGCAGAAGCGGGCAACUCCAGCGGACGGAAAGCUGAACGUGACCUGGGAAAAAAGCGCUGGAGCCAGAGGAUGAAGCUCUCCAUGGCUAACACGCCAAAAAGUGACGGACCACUCACAGGAGCAAACGGCACGGGUAACGGUGCGGUGCGAGCGGAGCGUUUCCACAUGGUUUCUGGGCUUGGAGGCUUAGGAAGAGAAGGAUGA